This is a messenger RNA of Phragmites australis (common reed), 2360 nucleotides long. RefSeq names its product protein NUCLEAR FUSION DEFECTIVE 4-like. The transcript is spliced from 3 exons. The coding region runs from base 338 to 2038 and encodes 566 amino acids. The record is from RefSeq and is a predicted model, not a curated record. Gene Ontology annotation, cellular component: membrane. Lineage: Eukaryota; Viridiplantae; Streptophyta; Magnoliopsida; Poales; Poaceae.
AGUGCCCAAAUCGCCGGCUCGGUCCACUGUUGGUUUAGCUCGCCCCAAGUGAAUACGCCGCGAUCUCGCACCAAAUCCUGAGAUCUCGGCCGCUUGCCCGGCCGAUGCCGCCGACCGUCGCCAUCGGAAUCGCAAUCGCUUGCCGAUCCGCUUCCCUUUUUACACCCCGCUCCCCUUUGCCCGCACCUCUUCCGGUCGUCCCAGUUCCCGCCCACCGACCGGCGCGCACGCCUCGGCCGACCGUACUGCCCAAACCCACAUUAAAAUCCCUCACCAACUUGCGAUCCCGAGGCGCUACCUUCCCUUCGCGCAGCUGGCUCCCAGCUCGGCGCGCGAGAUGCGGGGGGCGGGGGCAGUGAAGGCGGGGAGCCGGCCGCCGUGGCUGGGGCUGGGGGCGGCGGUGUGGGUGCAGGUGGCGGGCGGCGCCAGCUCCACGUUCGCGCUCUACUCGCACGCGCUCAAGGUCGCGCUGGGGACGGACCAGCGCCGGCUCGCGCUGCUUGGGGUCGCCUGCGACGUCGGCGAGAACCUCGGGCUGCUCCCAGGGGUGCUCUGCAACCGGCUGCACCCCGCGCUGCUCUUACUCAUCGGCGCCGCCGCGUGCCUCCUCGGGAACGGCAUCACUUGGCUCGCCGUCUCCGGCGCCGCACCCGCGUUGCCAUACUGGCUGAUAUGGUUUGCAUUAUGUCUUGCUGCAAACGGUGGUGCAUGGUUGGGGACUGCCGUUCUAGUCACCAACAUGAGGAACUUCCCACUCAGCAGAGGUGCUGUUGCUGGCAUUCUUAAAGGGUACUCUGGUUUAAGUGCUGCUGUCUACACUGAAAUAUACACUGGAGUGCUUCAUGAUUCUCCCACCAACCUAUUGCUUUUUCUCACUCUGGGAGUUCCUGUUGUAUGCCUUCUGACGAUAUACUUUGUUCGUCCUUGCAAACCCUCUCUGGUGGAGAACAAUGCAGAGCAAGUCCAUUUUAUCUUUGCGCAAAUGGCGAGUGUUCUUCUUGGGGUUUAUCUUGUUGCGGCUACGAUAUUGGAUCAUGUUGUGACUCUUACUGAUGUUAUGAACUAUUCUCUGCUUGCCAUUAUGGUUCUUCUCGUUUUUGCUCCCGUUGCUAUACCAUUGAAGAUGACACUGUUCCCAAGUAACAGGAGAAAAGGCCAAUCGGACUCAUCAGAGUGCUCUCCAACCACUGAUAAUGAUCAGAUAGAACCACUUUUGCCUUCUUCCUCUGGAUCAAACCUUGGUAAUCUUGAAGAAGAUGAUGCCACAGAUAUUGACAUUCUCUUAGCUGAGGGUGAAGGGGCUAUAAAGCCGAAGAGAAGAAGACCAAGAAGGGGAGAAGAUUUCAGGUUUCGUGAAGCGAUACUGAAGGCAGAUUUCUGGCUUCUCUUUGCAAUAUAUUUUAUUGGGGUUGGAUCUGGAAUCACUGUUCUUAAUAAUCUAGCACAAAUAGGAAUUGCUGUAGGUGCUGUCGACACAACCAUCUCACUCUCUCUCUUCAGCUUCUGCAAUUUUUUUGGCCGUUUGGGAGGUGGUGCUGUUUCUGAGUAUCUUGUCAGGUCAAGGACGCUUCCACGAAGUGUAUUGAUUGCAUGCACCCAAGUAGUGAUGAUAAUUACAUACCUGCUCUUCGCGUUGGGUCGCCAUGCCACACUCUAUAUCUCCGUUGCUUUACUUGGCAUAUGCUACGGUGUCCAAUUCUCUGUGAUAAUUUCAACUUCAUCAGAGCUGUUCGGAUUGAAGCACUUCGGAAAGAUAUAUAACUUCAUUGCGCUGGCAAAUCCAGUCGGCGCGUUCUUGUUCAACAGUCUUGCUGGCUAUGUCUAUGAUCUAGAGGUGGAAAAACAGCGCGUUGGAAGGGCAGACUUGGAUAUCGCGUGCCAUGGCCCUAAUUGUUUCAGACUUACAUUUUGCGUUCUAGCUGGCGCGGCUAGCUUGGGCACAUUGCUGAGCAUGGUUCUGACGGUGAGGAUUCGACCAGUGUAUCAGAUGCUCUAUGCUGGUGGAUCCUUCAGCCAGCCCAGGAGCUCUGCACAUUGAUCAAUGGCGAUGUAGUACUUUUUUGCAUCUACCUUAAUGCAGUAUGAGGGCCGAAUUGCUUCACGAAUGGUCUAUUGUAAUCACUGUAUUUCAAGUAUGAGCACGCACCUUAAUUUUUGUACUCCGUAUUGUCAUUCUGGCUCUAGUUUGGCCUAGGGUGUGGAAUGAGAAAUUGUUUUGCUGAGCUUCUUGUACCAGACGCUGUCGCUGCUACUCCAGGUCAACGCGCUGAGGCAAGACCGAAGAAUCCUAGGGUGUAUAAAAACUGAAAUUCUUACUCGUGUACAAUAAUGCUGUUUAUGUAUGGCAUGCUUAUGCACCA